Molecule: messenger RNA, 2712 nt
Organism: Thermothelomyces thermophilus ATCC 42464
Lineage: Eukaryota; Fungi; Ascomycota; Sordariomycetes; Sordariales; Chaetomiaceae
Exons: 2
Coding region: 1-2712 (903 amino acids)
Biological process (GO): interstrand cross-link repair; double-strand break repair via nonhomologous end joining; protection from non-homologous end joining at telomere
Molecular function (GO): damaged DNA binding; 5'-3' DNA exonuclease activity
Source: RefSeq, a predicted model, not a curated record
AUGGCUCCGCAAGCAAAGCCAAAGUUAUCCCAGACACGAUUGACGACACCCCAAAAACCUGCGCCGAAAAUCUCGUUCUCUACGACCAAGACAGCGGGGUCAAAGCCAAAAACGAAAGUGAAGCCGAAUCACAGCAUCUUGAGUUUCUUUAAAAAGGCGCCGGCACCAGAUGAGGGCUUAUUCAUCGGUGAAGAUGGGCGCGAAGGCGAUCAGAAGGAGGAUCUUAACGGAACGAAUCUCUCUUCCGCCACUUGCGACGUCAACGAUGCGACUAGGUAUAACGAGUUAGGUGGGGCGGUUAAGAAGAGAAGGUUAAGCCCCCCUCUAAGGGUGGUCAGAACGGAAGCGGAUGGAGGUGACUCGGUGUCAGCCGCUGGAUCGGCAGAGAGUCUCGGGGCGACGACGGCGGUGUCGAGACCCGAUUUGAACACGCCAGCAGCGCCGAAAAGAAAGGCGGGGAAUCCGUUUUUGGACGAUUCUUCGGAUGACGACGACGACGACGACAAGGAGAAUAGUCCAAUGGUGAGACCGCCACCGCCUGCGUCUGCUGAGUCAAAUCAUGAAGAAUAUGAAGGUCCUGAGCCGGCGAAGCUUACCAAAGAAGAGGAGGUUUCCAGGAGAGCGCCGCUUCUGAGGCAGAAGACGUCGGGAGAGGACCUAAACAGUGACGACAAGAUGUGCGGCGGACCGGACGAUAGCGAUUCAAACAAGGCCGAGGCUACUUUAAUAAAGGACUUUACUUGCGAGGAACUCGAGGCGAUGAUAUACAUGGAAGAGCAGGCGCGGCGUGAAGCGGAGGAAGAAGGGGAAGAACACGAGCAGAGCGAAUACACCAGCGACGAGACGAUGACGGAGUGCUGCCCCGUCUGCAACGGUAGUUUGGCGGGUACAACAUCGGACGAGGCCACAGCCCACGUCAAUUCCUGUCUGGAUGGCAACCCCACGCCCUUACCAAAACCUGCAGUCCAGGUUUGUGAAAUCACUGAUGAGACCGAGGGGCCCGCCGUAGGCAAACGAUUUGCCAAAGCCGCUGUUGCGCGGCCAGGGCAAGCCAAUCCAAUCACCCUCUCAGACAAUGCCGAAGACCCGAAGUCGAACUCUGCCUUCACUAAGCUCAUGUCCGGGCACGCCGAGGACGCAGCCUGGGCGGCGGCGGCGGCGGCAGAGACCGUGUCGAGAGGCAUGCCCGCCUACAAGCGAACCUGCCCCUUCUACAAGAUCAUGCCCGGGUUCUUUAUCUGUGUCGAUGCCUUCCGUUAUGGCGCCGUUGAGGGCUGCAAAGCGUACUUCCUGAGCCACUUCCACAGCGACCACUACAUGGGCCUCACCGCAAACUGGACUCACGGCCCCAUCUAUUGCAGCAAGGUGACGGGGUCACUGGUCAAAUCACAGCUGAAGACAGCGGCAAAGUACGUCGUGGAGUUGGAAUUCGAAGAGACGGUGCUAGUUCCGGACACCGGCGGGGUCACAGUCACCAUGAUCCCCGCGAACCAUUGCCCUGGGAGUUCCCUUUUUCUCUUCGAGAAGAGCGCUGCCGGGAGAACGCAGCGAAUCCUCCACUGCGGCGACUUUCGGGCCUGCCCUGCACAUGUUGAGCACCCAAAGCUGCGACCCGAGACGGUCGAUGCCGUUUCCGGCCGGACGAAGCAGCAGAAGAUAGACGUGUGUUAUCUCGACACCACCUACCUAAACCCGCGCUACUCGCUCCCUCCGCAGGACGACGUGAUCACAGCCUGCGCCGAGCUCUGCGCACUCCUCAACAAGGCCCUCCUCGCCAACGAUGACCGUGAGUGGGAAGCCUUACUUCGCCGACAGCGCGCGGGAAGCUCCUCCGAUACCAAGGACGUCAGCAAGUUCUUCACUGCUGCUGCUGCUGCUGCUGCCGCCUCCUCCGCCACAUCGACCAGCUCGGCCACUCCCAGACCCGAUCAGAACGCCUUCACGGCCCUCGACGGCCGCCGCCACCACCCCAACCGCCUCCUCGUAGUCUGCGGCACCUACAGCAUUGGCAAGGAGCGCAUCUGCGUCGCCAUCGCUCGGGCCCUACGAACCAAAAUCUACGCCUCCCCGGCCAAGGUCCUCAUGUGCAGACAGCUCGGCGACCCCGAGCUCUCCUCCCUCCUCACCUCCGAUCCAGCCGAAGCUCAAGUCCACAUGCAGAUGCUCAUGGAGAUCCGCGCUGAGACCCUCGCCGAGUACCUCGAGGGGUACAAAGUCCGCGGCCAGUUCGGACGCAUCAUCGGGUUCCGCCCGUCCGGGUGGAACUACCGGCCCUCGGCCGGCAAACCUGGCAACGGCGGCAGUGCUACCAUCGGAGCGAACCUUCCCCCGACCUCCCUCCCCACCACAGAGCUGCUCCACGGUCCCGGCUGGAAGACGCGCUUCGCUCUCAAGGACCUAGUCCCCCAGCGGGGCAGCUCCCGGGAGGUGCUGUGCUUUGGGGUACCAUACAGCGAGCAUAGCGGCUUCCGGGAGCUGGCCAUGUUCGUGAUGGCGCUGCGCAUCGAGCGGAUUGUGCCGACCGUCAACGUCGGGAGCGAGGUGAGCCGACGGAGGAUGAGGGGUUGGCUGGACCGGUGGCUGUCCGAGAGGAGGAGGGGCGGGUUGGUGAGGGUUCUGCCGUCAGGGGAGGAAGAAGGGGGAAAGGGAAGAGGGAAUGCAGCAGAGUUGUGGGAGGGUAAGGAUGGGCGGGGUGGCGGGGUGUAUUGGUAA